CCAGGAUCUGUACAAGGAGGCCAUGAUGGAGGAGCACCAGCCUCUUGUAUCACAAGAGAAUCCAAAUAAGAAUUUUGAGGAAAACGUCAUGUUAUCAUUAAAUUAUAAUGUAGAAGAUGAAGAUAUCAAGCUGCACUCUACAGGAGAAAGCCUCAUUGCCCUUAAUGUACAUCCAGGACUUCAUAGUACAGAUCUGUCAUAUUAUCCCUCUAAUCAUGAGGAACCUUUUCCUGACCAAUCACAGAUUGUUACCUCAAGUAUAGGUCAGAAAAGGGGUGAAAGGUUUAAUUGUGGUAAAGAGUUCACAAAAAGCUUAGGUCUUUCUACACAAAGCAGUCAUACAGAAGAGAAGUCAUAUUUAUGUUCAGAAUGUGGAAUAUGUUUUAUACAAAAAUCAAAGCUUGUUGCACAUAAGAGAAUUCACAUAGGAGAGAAACCGUAUUCAUGUUCCGAAUGUGGCAAAUGUUAUACAGAUAAAUCUAUUCUUGUUAGACAUGAAAGAUGUCACACAGAGGAGAAACCAUAUUCAUGUUCAAAAUGUGGGAAAUGUUUUACAGAUAAAUCAUAUCUUGUUACUCAUAAGAGAAAUCACACAGGAGAGAAACUGUACUCAUGUUCAGAAUGUGGGAAACUUUUUACACAGAAAUCAUGUCUUGUUAUACAUAAGAGAAGUCACACAGGAGAGAAGCCAUUUUCAUGUUCAGAAUGUGGGAAAUGUUUUACACAAAAAACACAUCUUGUUACACAUGAGAGAAGUCACACAGGACGGAAACCAUAUUCAUGUUCAGAAUGUGAGAAAUGUUUUACACAUAAAUCAAAUCUUGUUAAACAUAAGAGAAUUCACACAGGAGAGAAGCCAUUUUCAUGUUCAGAAUGUGGGAAAUGUUUUACACAGAAAUCAAAUCUUGUUAAACAUAAGAGAAUUCACACAGGAGAAAAGCCAUUUUCAUGUUCAGAAUGUAGCAAAUGUUUUACACAGAAAGCACAUCUUGUUGAACAUAAGAAAAGUCACACAGGGGAGAAGCCAUUUUCAUGUUCAGAAUGUGGCAAAUGUUUUAAAGAGAAAGCAUAUCUUGUUAAACAUGAGAGAAUUCACACAGGGGAGAAACCAUUUUCAUGUUCAGAAUGUGGCAAAUGUUUUAAAGAGAAAGCAUAUCUUGUUGAACAUAAGAGAAUUCACACAGGGGAGAAACCAUUUUCAUGUUCAGAAUGUGGCAAAGGUUUUACACAAAAAACACAUCUUGUUGCACAUGAGAGAAUUCACACAGGGGACAAACCAUAUUCUUGUUCAGAAUGUGGUAAAUGUUUUUCAUUGAAUUCAAGUCUUUUUAGUCAUAAGGGAAUUCAUGUAGGAGAGAUGCUAUAUUCAUGUUCAGAAUGUGGG
Messenger RNA from Bufo bufo (common toad), 1384 nucleotides. RefSeq names its product zinc finger protein OZF-like. The annotation marks the transcript as partial. Gene Ontology annotation, biological process: negative regulation of transcription by RNA polymerase II. The transcript has 2 exons. Gene Ontology annotation, molecular function: DNA-binding transcription repressor activity, RNA polymerase II-specific. The record is from RefSeq and is a predicted model, not a curated record. NCBI's taxonomy places the organism in Eukaryota, Metazoa, Chordata, Amphibia, Anura, Bufonidae.